AUGUCCAUCAUCCAGCAGCACACCGCUGACUCGCUCAGCGACGCCUGGCGCACCGUCAACGUCGAUGCCCUCGACCCAGACUCGUCCCUCAACUUCGACCUCUCGACCCUCCACCCGCCCUUGCCCGAGAUCUCCGAGGACGACGUCCGCCAGCUCAAUGGCCAGGUCCGCCAGCUGCUGCGCGGCGGCGAUGCCGAGGGCGCACUGAGGGGUUGCCUCGAAACGCCCGUUUACAACGGCUCCGACGCGGCAAAGGAUGCCCACCUCCAGACUGUGGUCGAGGUUCUACAAUCAAUCAAGGCGAGCGACAUGACACCAAUGUUGCAACGCAUCUACGGCUCGGAAGGCGGCAGCGAGCUCCUCGACGUCCUUAUGAAGUACCUGUACAAGGGCAUGGCGGGCGGAUCGAGUGGCAGUGCCAAGGCGCAGAGGCAAGCGGCCACACCCCAGUCCACCGGUUUCAGCCAGGUCAGCGGCCGGCCGAGCGCCAUGAACGAGUCUGGCGGGCAGGCGAUGAGCGUACUGUUGAGCUGGCACGAGAAGGUGGUGGACGUUGCUGGUCUGGGCAGUGUAGGUCGCUGCAUGACCGACUGGCGGAAGGUUUAG
Microdochium trichocladiopsis is the source of this 606-nucleotide messenger RNA. Its product is annotated as Arp2/3 complex subunit. Gene Ontology annotation, cellular component: actin cytoskeleton; cytoplasm; Arp2/3 protein complex. The transcript is spliced from 3 exons. NCBI's taxonomy places the organism in Eukaryota, Fungi, Ascomycota, Sordariomycetes, Xylariales, Microdochiaceae. Gene Ontology annotation, biological process: Arp2/3 complex-mediated actin nucleation; regulation of actin filament polymerization. The record is from RefSeq and is a predicted model, not a curated record. The coding region runs from base 1 to 606 and encodes 201 amino acids. Gene Ontology annotation, molecular function: actin filament binding.